Molecule: messenger RNA, 5493 nt
Organism: Odontomachus brunneus
Lineage: Eukaryota; Metazoa; Arthropoda; Insecta; Hymenoptera; Formicidae
Gene: Doa
Product: serine/threonine-protein kinase Doa
Exons: 9
Coding region: 1172-3553 (793 amino acids)
Biological process (GO): protein phosphorylation
Cellular component (GO): nucleus
Molecular function (GO): ATP binding; protein kinase activity
Source: RefSeq, a predicted model, not a curated record
CGCUUCUCGCCCGUUGAGAGACGCCAACGUUGUCUCAGACCGGUAGCCAAUAUUCGGUCGCGCGACAGACCUACUCUACAUCGAAUUGGCGUCGCGGCCGUUUUGCAAUUUCUAUGUGUGUCAAGGUGCAGGCGCGAGACGACGCGCGGCGCGUCACGCCGCGUGCGAAAACGCAAGUACGUUUUCCCGCUGCGCGUGCCGAGUAGAAGCGUCCUUUGCGCCUCUGCGCGAAGCGGCUCUUCUGCAUCUUCUGUUAUGCGCGCAUCAGGAAGCACACGCUCGGCGUUCGCCAAGCUCCUCGGAGUGUACCGAACUUCGACACCCCGUACCGAAGAAGCGCGAAGCAAUUUACGUAAUACCACCCGGUGGUGAUCCCUCCUUCAUCAUCUUCUCCUCCUUCUCCUCCUUCUCCUUCGGUUCUCUUUCCGUUUCUCUUCUUCUUCUGCUCACUUGCACCUGGCUUCUCUUUCUCUAUUUCUAUUCGUCCCUCUCUUUUGCCGCAAUCUUGUUCCCGAGUUACGCUAUCAGCUUCUCUCUUUCUCUUUCUUUCUCUCUCCCUCCCUCUCUCUCUCUCUCUCUCUCUCUCUCUCUCUCUCUCUCCUCUCUACCGCUCCGCUUCUGAUCGCUCUCGAAGAGUCGGUUUCGAGAGAGGAGGACGAAUCGUUCGCGGGCUCACCACCGCUCCUUGAUAUUUUUAGUGCGACGAGAGAGUAUUUGGCGGGGCGCACCGAGUCUCGCCUCCUCCUCGUCGUAGUCGUCUUCGUCGUCUUCGUGAACGGCCGACGUCGCCCGGCCAUCGUCGUCGUCGUCGUCGUCGUCGUCGUCGUCGUCUCCGUGACCCUCGUCGUGGUCAUAGUUUAGUGCCUUCCUCGACGGCGUCCCUCUCGCGCGCGCGUGCUCGCUCGGCGUGUUCGCGCCUCUCCGGCGUAGUGAUGUACCUGCGUAGAAGAUCCUCUCGUCAACCUCGCUGUCUCUGUGGAUUGCUCUUCUUCCGCGAGCUCUCCUCCGACGCGGUGUAUCCGCCGAAACUUCAGCAUGUCGUCGUUAUGAAAUCGCCUCGUGAGAUCCGUUAGGACGACUUUGGGUACUACGAAAUUUUUCGAGAUAUUGCUCGUCAGGAGCUUCUUCGUAAGAUCUUGAGACCUCUGGAGAACCGUCACAGUCACUCCAAAUGUUCAUAUUCGCGCCGCGCGACACCAUGUCGACCUCUCGGCAGGACUCGCGAGCCCGCAACCGCUAUGCCCGUUCGUCCACGAGUGUCACGCAGAUGUUGAGCGACUCCUGCACGAGUCUGCUCCAGAAGCUGACCACGAGGGUGCGCGGAACGUCCACCCUCAACGAUUGCAGCGUGGGAGGCGCGACCUCCAGACGAUCGCCCAAUAUUGGUCGACUUGGUAGCACGCGGAGCCGCCUGGAGGACAAGUACAGCACGAUUCUGGACAAGUACGCCGGCAAAAGACAUGCCAACGACUCGGAGCGGAUUAGCCGCACUUACUCUCGGAAGCAGGAGCAGCGUGAUCAUAGUUACUAUCAUCGAGACAACAGUCCCUUCGUGCGCGACGACAAGACGCUGGAGCCGUCGGUGACACGCAGCAUCGUCAAGAGUUCCACCUGCGUGUUGCUAAGCGAGAAGGCUUACCCCUAUGUGAGCUCCGCGAUGGGCCGGGAGCCCAGACGCGAGAAGACACCAGCCUACAGCCGCACUGAUCGGCACAACUUAUUGAACUCAGAGACUUAUCGCCGCUACGGCAGGCACAAGUCCGGUCACGCGGAAACACGCAGUCGGAAAGUGCGGCCGCACCGGAACGGCAAGAGCGAGCAGUUGGAGGCUUACUCGACCUCCCUUCGACUGUCCCGACCGGUCAGGGUCGAUCCGUCGACGUUCAUCGACAACUCGCAGGUCACAAUCGACCGGGACAAGACGCCGAUCGUCAACAGCAACGCGCAAAUUAUUCCCGAGAACAUGGUGCAGAGUGAUAUCGUCCAAACCGCGCACGACGCGCUCACGGAGGACGAGGAUCCGACCAUUUCGGACAGAGCGGCCAAACGAAAGGAGAUUCAGAGUCUUAUCUUGAAGUACGCCGCCAUGGAGGACGCGUACAGCCAGUUGGCGGCGGGUGGACAAGCGAACGUGCAGCCCAGCACGACGGACAUUAUCGCCAGCAAGUAUAGAAAGAGCAAUCAUCAGCAGCAUAACAGUCGAAAGGACCACGCGUCGAAGGGGGGCACUGUGGUAGCGUCGACGGGCGCGAGUGUGAUCGGCGACGUGGUGGACGCGAUCCACGGCGCGAUUGUAAGUUGUCGAACCGAAGCACCCGGGUUGGUGGUCGCGCGCUCGCGAAAGCGGCGCCACUUGAAGCAGAGCGUGUCCGUUGCCGCUGUUGUCGUCCUCUCGCCUUCCCGUUGCCUUCCUCGCGCGUGUAGCCCACGACCGCCCUCCGUCGAGGACGACGAAGACGGCCACCUUGUAUACCAAUCCGGCGACAUCCUGGCAAAUAGAUAUAAAGUACUGGCCACCCUAGGAGAGGGUACUUUUGGAAAAGUUGUCAAGGUUAAGGACUUGCAAAUGGAUCACGUAAUGGCUCUGAAGAUCAUCAAGAAUGUGGAAAAAUACCGAGAAGCUGCAAAGUUGGAGAUUAAUGCGCUAGAGAAGAUCGCCGUUAAGGAUCCCGAAGGCCAGCAUCUUUGCGUGAAAAUGCUCGACUGGUUCAAUUAUCAUGGGCACAUGUGUAUCGCCUUCGAGAUGCUCGGCUUGAGCGUUUUUGACUUCCUAAGGGACAACAGUUAUCAGCCGUACCCAUUGGAACAUGUUAGGCAUAUGGGCUACCAGCUGUGCUACGCAGUGAAAUUCUUACAUGACAACAAACUCACGCACACGGAUCUCAAGCCGGAGAACAUACUGUUCGUCGAUUCGGAUUACGAUAGCACGUAUAACAGCAAAAAGCUUUCCCUUUUCAAGCGGAGGGACGUGAGACGCGUGAAACGAACCGACAUCAGGCUCAUCGACUUUGGCAGCGCUACGUUCGAUCAUGAACAUCAUAGCACGAUCGUUAGCACGAGACACUACAGAGCGCCCGAGGUAAUUUUAGAACUGGGUUGGUCCCAGCCCUGCGACGUCUGGUCCAUUGGCUGCAUCCUGUUCGAGUUAUACCUGGGCAUCACGUUAUUCCAAACACACGAUAAUCGCGAACACCUGGCGAUGAUGGAGCGUAUACUUGGCACGAUACCGCAUCGUAUGGCACGCAAAACCAAGACCAAGUACUUCUAUCAUGGCAAGUUGGACUGGGAUGACAAGAGUUCAGCUGGCAGAUAUGUGCGAGAUAAUUGCAAGCCGUUACACCGCUAUAUGCUAUCAGAUGAUGAUGAACAUCGUCAGCUGUUUGAUCUCAUUCAGCGAAUGUUGGAAUACGAACCCUCACUACGCAUCACUCUGAAGGACUCAUUGACGCAUUCGUUUUUCGAUGCUCUGCCGGCAUCUCAGAGAUUACCUGACCCGCGGGCAGCCGGUGACUCCCAACAGACCCACGAACGAUCACACUCGCUCUCUCGAUGAAGCUAGGAAAGGGACCGACUUCCCUACUGGACAGACACUCCACUUUCAACGACACUACUACUGCCCUACGUCUUCGUUCUGAUAUCUUUAGUUUUCAUGAAAACUUAUCUUGCGUAGCAACGAAACUCGUUAUAAUGCGAGACUAUUAGAAUGGCACACAUGUGCAAAGACAUCGAUCAAAUUCGAAGAUUUCUCACGAUAUAAUUCGUGCUUUAUCUCUCGAGAGCGAAUUUGUACGUAGGGAAGGCAGUAGUGCGAUGGUGCCGUGGAACUUGGACUAAUUCGAGUAUAUUCGACGACAAAUGAUCAGGUUGCUGACUCGCUUGUCAAAAAUAAAGGAAAGGCUCCUGAUGUGUCUACAAUUUACUUUUACCACGAAUUAAACGAUCAUGAAUCGAUGACGAAGUCCCUGUUACUGGCGCGCAAACGCCAGUGUGUCUGCUCAGUGUAGCGUAACAGAGUCCCAGAGAUUGUAAACAAUUUUUUAAGCGCUACUGUACAUUUUGUCCCUUAAAUUUAUUACCAUAUUAAACUAUUAUUCAAGAGAUAAUGAGUUUGAAGCAAAGAUCACUCGGGUCCGCAGUUUGUAAUAAUCUAUUGGUUAUAAAUUGACGACCACGAAAGUGUUCUAGCAGUAAGUCGGAACUAGUGAUAUAAUGCAGGUAGAUUUACGCGAACACAUGUCGGUAAGACAUUAAGAAAAGCAUCGAGAGAGAGAGAGAGAGAGAGAGAGAGAGAGAGAGAGAGAGAGAAAGAGAGAGUGCGUGAGUGAACGAACGAACGAAGGAGGGAGUGUGUGAAGAACUAUCAUCUACAAUUCAUCGGUGUGAAUUACGUGCAUCUUAAAAUAUAAGAAUACAUUGUAUUAGAAAAUUUUUUCUUCGAGAUCUUUUCUGCGUUUUUUUCUGCAUUCAAACGGAGUUGCUCUCGUAGUUUCAAUUCUGACUCAUCGCGACUCAUACGCGGAAUCCGCGAGAUUUUUCACCGUGACUGCAAUUUCUGGUCUUACUGAUUUGCCGCCGGCGAUUUUCUAUUCCUGGCCUAAAUCAUAGCGAAAUUUUGCCGUCUCUGUAGGCUCAGAUUUACUAUUUUACGAGGAUUUGAAUUAUAAGUCAAGAAUGUAUGCCGAAUAUUAUACGCGGUGUGUUCACACAUGCAAAUAUCUUUACCCUGUCCCCCACUAUCUCAUCACAUCUUUAAUUUGCAUAAGAGAAAAGUUUUGGUUUAAAACCUUUAUUCAUACUACAUCUACGAAAUAUGACGAAUCUUACAUAUGCUGCUCUUCGAACGGGGGAUAUCUGCGAAAAGCGAUGUUACGAGUAGCAAUAAAUACAUUUCUUUCAAGUCAGCGUCGAGAUUUAUUUGUUCAACCAGCAAACUGAUACACUCAGUCGACGACACACUCGACAACGCUGCUUCGCAUCCAACAUGAGCGAAUUCACCCUUGCGACCUCAACAAUUUCUUUUAUUUUCUUCUUUUUUUUUUAUAAAUUAUGCUCACAUUCUCACGUACGCAGUGCUUCGGAUAAAGUAAGCCCGAUCAACAGGCUCUUAGGAAUAGCGUAAGCGAAAUUCGUUGACAAUUUUCGAGAACACUGUGUGUAUGCGCGCGCGCACGACUACAUGUGUGGCGUAUAUGUUCUCGCUCGUGGACCCAAAAUCGUGUGCAAAGUCAAGUCUUCAUUGGAUGAUCGGAGACAUUAUAAGUUCGGCCAUGAAUAUACUGGAGGCACGGACGACUUGUAGCUCGUGUCGUAUAGUUGCGCCUUGAUGAAGCUCUCGCAGUCUUUAGGCUCUGGAUAAACUGUUGCCAGCGCUGCGUGAAGGAAAUCAAUUUACGCUAAUUAAAAACACGAUAAUCGUCUACUAUUGAUACACUGAGAAAAGAACUCUUUGGUAUUUGUAACCAUAAUCGCAUAGUAAAGGAAUUAUUGUCAGAA